CGGUAGCUCAGGCAACUAAAGUCGAUGGAUGCGUAUUGAAAAAGGCGGCAAGAUUCUACGGUAUCGCUGACCUUCAUAGCUCAACGCGUCGUCUCUUCUUUGGCUGCGGUGUACAAACAGUGUGCCAAAGAUAAAAAGAACCUGUAGAGAAGAAAAGAUUUGAAGCUGCGGAUAACAACAAACAAACAAAAAGACUGCUGUGCUUCUUUGUUAAUUAACGCUCAAAAAAAAACUAAGUUGGAAAUCACUACUCCUAGUCUUCCUUUGACAGGUUAUUUACAGGAUUGUGGACAGAUCAACAGGAAAUUUACAGACGUUGUAAAUAUCCCGUAAAUGGAAUUUACAUCAGCACAUUUACAGAAUUCCCAGCCGAAGAAACCUGAGUUGGAAAUUCUACUCCUAGUCUUUCUUUGACAUUACACAGACUAAAAGCAUCAAUUGUAACGAAUAUCUCCAAUCAUAUAAAAAAAAAACAUGAAGAAACGCCAAACGUGAUAAAAAUGAGUAUUAUUACAACCUGUCAAUCAAUCGGCCUCAACUAGUUCACAAUGGGUAUGAAAUCAUCCACAGUUUUUCUAAUCAUCACAGCGAUUAUAACAAUGAUGACGAUGCUGAAAAGCCAGUUUUUACCGGUUUCAUACAAGAUCGACGACGGAUUCGCAUUGGUUGGUCACGUGAUCCAGACUGUCCCCAACAUUCUUCCCGAGUGCUUAGUCACGUGUCAGGACUCACYGGACUGUUAUUCUAUUAAUGUUUACAAAGAUCGCAAUGGCAAUGAUAUGUGUCAAUUGAACAACUGUACAAAGGAGCACUGUCCCCAGUCACAUGUGGGAAUGCUUGGCUACCGAUACGUGCAGUCUUCCGAUGCUUCUUAUUGGACGAAAUGCUCCAAGAAACCUUGUCAACAUGGCGGUCAGUGUAUUCUCGACGAUGGUCCAUACCACUACAUAUGUAACUGCACUGGUAAAUACGCGGGAAGGAAUUGUCAAAAAGAAUGUGUGAUCUUUGAUUUUGAAAAUGGUAUCGACGAAUGGACGCUUACAGGUACAGCAUUCAGCAAUCAGCCGACUUAUGGCGAUAACCCAACAGCCAGGAAUCGCCGAGACCAACCAUCCAAUCACCGAGGAGACUGGUGGAUAGGAACAUACGAAAAUCGAUCCAGUCCCUCUCACCUACCAGGGGAAAUAGUCGGUGAUUUGCCAACUGGGAUUAUGACGUCACCGAAGUUCGUCAUCAGGGGAAGGACAUUGAAGCUUCUAGUCGGUGGCAGCAAAGACAUUACAAAGGARCGUGUCGAGCUACUGGUCGAUGGGAAUGUGAUCGCUCAGGCGACUGGCUCAARGCAUGAAACAAUGAAUCAAAAAACGUUUAAUGUGGAAAACUAUCGCGGGAGAAUAGCGCAAAUACGAAUUGUUGAUGGUUGUCCUGGAGCUUGGUGUCAUAUCAAUGUUGAUCACAUUGAAGAUAGCAUUUGUCAUGAAUAA
Messenger RNA from Exaiptasia diaphana, 1484 nucleotides. RefSeq lists its product as uncharacterized. The transcript has 4 exons. The coding region runs from base 549 to 1484 and encodes 311 amino acids. Lineage: Eukaryota; Metazoa; Cnidaria; Anthozoa; Actiniaria; Aiptasiidae. The record is from RefSeq and is a predicted model, not a curated record.